Penicilliopsis zonata CBS 506.65 is the source of this 1279-nucleotide messenger RNA. RefSeq lists its product as hypothetical. Gene Ontology annotation, biological process: cellular response to nitrogen starvation; autophagosome assembly; nucleophagy. The record is from RefSeq and is a predicted model, not a curated record. The transcript is spliced from 4 exons. The coding region runs from base 229 to 1218 and encodes 329 amino acids. Lineage: Eukaryota; Fungi; Ascomycota; Eurotiomycetes; Eurotiales; Aspergillaceae. Gene Ontology annotation, cellular component: Atg12-Atg5-Atg16 complex; phagophore assembly site membrane; cytoplasm.
ACAGACCAUUAGACAGCCUGCGAGAUAGGCUCCAUCACGUUUAGUUUCAUCCAGUCGCCCUUUCUUUUGAUACCAAUGGAUGUCCGACGCUUCUAAACAAGCUGGCCACCACGGAAUAUCGAGGCGGGGCAGUGCCAACGCAGAUAGAUAGGCACUGUAGAACAGUACUCAAGUACGAGUGCUUCUAACGUUAUUGGCUCUUUGCUGGAAAUCCCAUAUAUGCAUGAAAUGCCCACCAAGAUGGAUCAAGCAUCAACAAGUAGCAUCCAACAAGCUAUCUGGGAAGGACGACUUCCCUUGGAAAUUGUCCUCGCUCCUUCGGAAAGCCGAGUGUAUGAUAAGACAGAUCCAUAUUUGAUCUCCUAUCACCGCAUAUCAUAUCUCCCCUCGCUACUACCGCGACUGCACGCCUUCUUCUCAUCCUCACUGAUCGACCCCUCGUCGCAGCCGCACGAGGGAUGGUUUUCGUUCGAAAACGUGCCUCUGAAAUGGCACUAUCCCGUCGGUCUCCUGUACGACCUGUACGCCGGGGCCGAGCCGGCCUCCAAGGGAGGUGGUGGUCUCGAUGAAUCCGACGCCCAAGCAACCCUCCCGUGGCGGCUAACCGUCCAUUUUUGCGACUGGCCGCAUGAGGAUCUCGUCCAGCUAGACGCCGCGGGGAUGGUCAUGAACGACGCCUUUAUCAAUAGCGUCAAAGAGGCGGAUUUCCUCCGUAACGGCACCGCAAAGGGGAUCAUGAGUCUUUCCAAGGAAGAUUCGUCAGGAUUAUGGGAGGCUGUUUCAGUGGAUCUACCCUCCUUCCGACGAAUCUCAAACAUCCUCCUCCCACCCACAAACCAACCGUUCCGCAACGUCCCCAUCCGCAUCUUCCUCCCCUUACCACCAGACACAGGCGCCCCCUCGUUGAAAGUCUUCCAAUCGCCCUUGUCGCCCUCCAUCGCCGUCUCAAACAUGACAGCCAGCCAUCUCGGCCUCAGCCUCACCCUCUCCAUGGCCCGUCACAAUAGCAAUAACAGCCCCUCCACCCAGUCGCAGACGGUAGGCACCGCCUUGCACGCCUUGCUCCCCAAUCUCUUCCCGAGUCGUCGCACCCCAGUCCUCGCCAACCCGGUCCUUCACGGGGCUGUCCUGCCCAUGUCCGCGCCGGUCGAGGAGGUCGUCCGGUGCUCUGCGUAUGGAGACGGGUGGGCAUAUAUUGUUGUCCGCAUGGUGGGGUAGUACUACUUCUGUUCACUGUCUAGCCUAGUAUCUACAAAUUCAAAUCAUUAAGCUUACUACA